GACUAUUAUGAAAUAUUAGGAUUGGAAAAACGUUGGCUUUCAACUCCUGAUGAUAUUCGUAAAGCCUACAAGAAGAAAGUAAAAGAGUAUCACCCUGACCAUUUCAAAAAAACAGGAGAAAAUGGUGAAACAACUAGUGGAGAUGAUACCAUGUUUAAAGCUUUAACUCGUGCAUAUGAAACGUUAUUAGAUGAGAGAAAGAAAUUAUGUUAUGAUUCAAGUGAACCUUUUGAUGAUUCAAUUCCAACUUACUCUGCUCCUUCAACUCCUCUUACUGAAGAAGAGGAACAAAAGAGAUUCUUCUCCACCUUUGCUCCAGUUUUUGAGAGAUGGUCUAAAUGGUCACGUUCUUUCCCAAAUGUUCCAAAGUUAGGUGAUAUGAAAACUUCUUUUGAGGAAUUGGAAAGAUUUUAUGUUUUUUGGUCAACCUUUAAAAGUUGGCGUGACUUCAGUGGCGAAAGUGAAUAUGACGAAUCAACUGCUGAUUCUAGAGAGGAACGUCGUUGGAUGAAACGUCAAAACGACAAAAUUAAUCAAAAAAGAAAAAAGGAAGAGAAGAAAAAGCUCACAGAUUUGGUUGAACUUGCUCGUAAAAAUGAUCCUAGAGUAAAGAAAAAGAAUGAAGAAAUAGAACAAGAGCGUAAGAGAAAGGAGGAAGAAAAGAACAAGCGUGAGUUGGAAAGAAUAUUAAGAGAAGAAAAGGAACGAAAGGAAGAAGAGGAAAGAAUUAAAAAAGUUGAGCAAGAAGAAAGAGAGAAAAAGCAAAAAGAAAAAGAGGAAAAUGAAAGAAAACAACAGGAAAAAACUCAAACUAUCAAGAGAAUGAGAGAAAUGUGUGAUCCUUAUUUGUUACUUUUGAUGAAGCCAGUUAAAAAACAAGACAAAAUGACGAAUAUUAGACCAGAGGAUGUUGAAUUUAAACAACAAACCCAAGAACAAAAAAAGAAUGAAAAACAAAAGACUUCAGAGUGGAAUCAUGAGGAAUUGAGUCUUUUAGCAAAGGCUAUAUCAAUGUUUCCUGGUGGCACUCCACAAAGAUGGAUCAAAGUAGCUGAGUAUGUUAAAACCAAGACACCAGAAGAAGUUCAACAAAAAACAGGAGAAAUUCAAGAGGAAAAAAAAAUGGACGAACAAUAUAAUAUCAAUAAUCAAACAAAUAAUGUUGAUUCUAGCUCGAGUGGAACUGAAAAUUGGACAGCACUUCAACAAAAAGCUCUAGAGACUGGUAUUAGACAAUUCAAGGAACUCAAGGGUGAUUCUAAAUGGGAAAAAAUUUCUGAGAUUGUUCCAGGAAAGUCAGCAAAAGAUUGUAAGGAACGUUUUGAAUAUUGUCGUCAACUUGCCUUAGCAAAAAAGAAUAAUAAAUAA
Messenger RNA from Naegleria gruberi, 1368 nucleotides. RefSeq lists its product as uncharacterized. Gene Ontology annotation, molecular function: ribosome binding; Hsp70 protein binding. Lineage: Eukaryota; Heterolobosea; Eutetramitea; Acrasida; Naegleriidae. Gene Ontology annotation, biological process: 'de novo' cotranslational protein folding; regulation of translational fidelity. Gene Ontology annotation, cellular component: cytosol. The record is from RefSeq and is a predicted model, not a curated record. The annotation marks the transcript as partial. The transcript is spliced from 3 exons.